Lathyrus oleraceus (garden pea) is the source of this 1470-nucleotide messenger RNA. RefSeq lists its product as uncharacterized. The record is from RefSeq and is a predicted model, not a curated record. Bases 1 to 1470 code for a protein of 489 amino acids. Lineage: Eukaryota; Viridiplantae; Streptophyta; Magnoliopsida; Fabales; Fabaceae. The transcript is spliced from 3 exons.
AUGGGGCAAUCUGUCCAACAAGUCGUGCCAUUACCGGUUUACACUGAUGCACGUCCAGUCAUCCAUACUGUGGUUCCACCAGUUGCCUAUGCUAGGCAUAUUCCUCAAUAUGAAGAUCAACAUCACAUGUAUCAGACUGUCAACUCAACCGUUCCUGGUGACGAAGUAAGGUUUGAGGAUUUCAGAGAAGUAAAGGAGAACAUGCAGCUCCUUGAGAAGAAAUUCCGAGAUUUAGAAGGAGACCACGUCUUUGGCUCUGCUGCCAAAGAAAUGUGCCUUGUAUCCAGGGAGUUGGCUUCUCAAGUUGAACCACCUCUAGCUGAAAAGGAAUUGGCCGAACUAUUUAUCGACACUGUCCAACCUCAAUUCUAUGGGAAGAUGGUUGGAAGUGCUUCCCUGGGAUUCUCCAAGCUUGUAAGUAUAGGAGCUCGCGUUGAAUAUUGUGUAAGAAAUGGCAAACUGGCCACUGUAGCUGGAACUUCAAAUGCUAAUCAAAAGAAGUUCUCUGGAGGGUUUCCCAGAAAGAAGGAAGGGGAAAACAAAUGUUGUGAUUGUUGGUCAAGGAAGAGCUCCUCCAAGAAGGAGACCAUAACAAUAUUCACCUCAGCAUCUGCUCAAGCUUAUCAAGCGUCUCCAGUUUAUCGACCAGCUCCAGUUCAACAACGUGUUACGGCUCCUCCAGCUUAUCAACAAGCACCAGUAGCUCCUAUUUAUCAACAACUGAGAGCUCAAGUGCCAAGGCAAAAUGCUCAAAACCAGAAUAGGAGGAAAGGGGAUAUGGCGACCUUCAAUCCAAUCCCAAUGUCGUACACUGAGCUUUAUCCCUCCUUAUUGCAAAAGGGUUUAGUGGUUCCCAGACCUAUGGGAUCUCCACCUGAUCGCCUUCCUCCAUGCUACAACCCUAAUGCACACUGUCCUUUUCACGAAGGUGCCCCUGGGCAUGACCUAGAGGGUUGUUAUACUCUGAAGCAUAGGAUUCAUGAACUAAUUGAAAGCAAGAUCCUGUCUUUUAAGGACAUGGGACCCAAUGUGAAGAACAAUCCUCGUCCUCCCCGUGGAGAUCCUGCAGUAAACGCCAUUGAAGAUGCCUCUAUUGGUGUUACGGUUGAUAAGGUGGAUGAUGUUAAGACUCCUCUGGCAGCAUUCCAUGCCCGAUUGGUGGAAGCUGGCCUGGUUAAUGUGAAUCAUGAAAAUUUUGAAGAGUGUGCCAUAUACCCAAAGGGGUGUCAGGUGGUACGAGACAACAUUCAAGAUUUGAUGGAUAAAGGAGUGCUUCAGAUAUCUAGUGCUGCAAAGUACGAAGACGUGUUGGUAAUUGAACCUUGUUUCAAUUUACCUGAACCAGUUGAAAUCCCAUAUUACAAUGGUGGAGUGGUUCUAGUGAAUAGUAAGCCAUCGCCUGUUGAAAUAUGUAUGCCCACGUAUUUUCCAUACGAGAGCACCAAGGUUGUAAGCCAUCGCUGUGGAUAA